Molecule: messenger RNA, 1314 nt
Organism: Alternaria rosae
Lineage: Eukaryota; Fungi; Ascomycota; Dothideomycetes; Pleosporales; Pleosporaceae
Exons: 1
Coding region: 1-1314 (437 amino acids)
Source: RefSeq, a predicted model, not a curated record
AUGCAAAGCGACACACCAGACCCUCAGCGAUUCUUCAGACCCGCACCUACCCCAUCACUCGACAUCUCUGCGCCCGAGACACAUGCAAUGCAGACUCCCAAGAUAUUCAGACGGAAGCGGCCACCCACGACGUCGCGCAACCUUACCGUCUUUGAACCUCGACUCUUCGCGCUCAUGCCCGAAGCCGCAGCCAACGAGCUCAUCAACACUAUGCGCUUGAUCCUCACCAGGGGCGGCCACAAGAAGCAUCUAUUGGAAAUGUGGACGCAGAGAACCAAGGAUCUUCUCAAGAGGCUUGGGAACAGCGAAGUGAUUAGGGUGUAUAACGAAUUCGCUACUGCACAUGGGCUAGUAGAACAGCGGUUGACGUUCAAGCUGCCGUUGGUCGAAGAUUCAGAAGAUAGGAAACAAGAGGCGGAGAAUUUCGAUGAAGUGCAUGACGAUAUUGGAAGCCAUGGUGCGACCGAAAAGAAUGUAGGGGAGGAUGCUGCCGUCAACGACGCACUGCAAAAGAAAGUCGGAUUCGAGGUCGCACAAAAUCCAGAUGUCGAUAUGGAAGACGUAUCUUUACCAAAACCCCUCCAGCGUGUCACGAAGGAACAUUCCAUUCCAAGGACAGCACUUUCGCCUCCACCCUCAUCGCCGGUACCACCACCUGCUCCAUUCGUUUCCACAAGUGUCGCGUGCGAAAGGCACACUCCCGGUACCUGCACGGUUGUACGAAUUCAUGAUUUCAAAGCUUUUCCCGUGACAAAGAUCCAAGAAAUCCAAGCCGACUAUUAUCGAAGCGCUAUCAUCAUUGCUAUGUGCGUACACCGCGACAACAACAGCCAGGUCACUCAAGUAACAGCAAGCAUGGAUAACGGGCCUGUCGACUACCUCCUGAUUAACGACCCACGAAUCAUUACAUUCCUAGGUUUCCGCCAGCCACUAUACGAUCCCAUCUACGUCCAACCCAAUCCUCGCCUGGAUGAGACAUACCAGAUCCAUAUGCAGCCAGGCCUAGCACCGCGAAACCCGAAGGCUUGGGUUGUUGGCGAGUUGGUAUCGGCGCGACAUGCGUAUCUAUACUGGCUAGAUAGCAGGCAGACUGCAGAUCCGAAAGCUCCACCUACUAUCGCGGAAGCUAGGAUCCUGGCUCCCAAGAUAGGUCGCCGAGCUAAGGAUGUGUGGGAAGAGAUUGAGAGGUGUUGGAGAUUAGAGCAGGGUAGCAGUGGAAAGCGUCACCGAGAGAACAGGAUGGAGUAUCUAGGAGAGAAUCCAAAGUAUCCCGAACGAGAGGAGAGGAGAUCGCGAAGGAGCAUGUGGGUGUAG